AUGUCACGGCGCACGACCAAGGUUGCCGGGUCAAGCAAUGGCCCACCAUCAUGCAUGUCCCUGCACAAGCAAGCAUACCACGAGAUAGCAGUACUAGCAAUGCAUCAAAGCGCACCCCAGCCUCUAGGCCUGACAGCUUCAUCGGUACGGGACUGUCUGUAG
This is a messenger RNA of Plenodomus lingam JN3, 162 nucleotides long. The record is from RefSeq and is a predicted model, not a curated record. Lineage: Eukaryota; Fungi; Ascomycota; Dothideomycetes; Pleosporales; Leptosphaeriaceae.